Messenger RNA from Cadophora gregata, 2569 nucleotides. RefSeq lists its product as uncharacterized. Bases 159 to 1892 code for a protein of 577 amino acids. The record is from RefSeq and is a predicted model, not a curated record. Gene Ontology annotation, molecular function: mRNA binding. NCBI's taxonomy places the organism in Eukaryota, Fungi, Ascomycota, Leotiomycetes, Helotiales, Ploettnerulaceae. Gene Ontology annotation, biological process: cytoplasmic stress granule assembly; P-body assembly. Gene Ontology annotation, cellular component: P-body. The transcript has 4 exons.
CGACAAACUUCCCGAUCAACUCGCAAACUUCUUUCCCUCCUCUUCUACCACAACCACCCACCACUUUGCGCACCUCACACACUCACGACUUCCUCUUCCUCCCUUCGCAUCUAAUCUAUUGCGAGCUUUCUGUGAGCUGAUCGCAGUCUCACAGCACAAUGGCGGAAUUCUUAGGGGCGAGGAUAUCUCUGGUAUCAAAGAGCGACAUUCGAUAUGUCGGCACUCUCCACGAAAUCAACUCCGAGAACGCGACCGUAGCACUCGAAAACGUCUCCUCUUUUGGAACUGAAAACCGAAAAGUCAACCAAGAAGACUAUAUCCCUCCCUCCGACAGCGUCUACGAGUAUAUUGUAUUCCGUGGUAGCGAUGUCAAGGACUUGAGGAUCGAGCAGACGCCUGCUGCGAAGGAGAACAACCCGCCAAAGCUAAACGACCCUGCCAUUCUUGGUAGCGGAUCCCGUCCUACUCCACCAACGCAAGCUCAAGCUCCAGCUCCUGCUCCUCAGCCGCAACGUCAAUCUUCCCAAGGUCCCCCUCCACCAGCUCAAGGUCAACAGCCACAAGGUCCACCACCAGGCCCUGCUCAAGGUCCUCCUCAAGGUGUCCCUCCUCAAUUCGCUCACCAUCCACAAUAUCCACCUUUCUAUCCCCCUCCCACAGGAUGGGGUCGCGCUGGUCCUCCCCCACCUGGUCCUAAUGGUUUCCCUCCUAUGCCAUAUGGCGCACCACCCCCUGGCUGGUAUCCUGGACCCCAAGGUUUUCCCCCAGGCCCAUUCCCUCCUUAUGGCUACCCACCAGGACCACCAGGACAAUUCCAGCCACCGCCUCCUCAAAACCAAGGUCCAAAGCCAGCCCCGAUUGGGCCAGGCGCAAACAAGCAGCCAUCACCUCCAGCUACGAACGCUCCGGAGAAGCAAGCCGAACCAAAGAGCUUGGCAAAGCCUGCCGCUGAAAUGGCAGCUGCUGCAGUUCAGAAGGCUCCCUCUCCACCAACGGCAACAAAGCCAUCUCCAAAGGAGGUCCAAGCUGCAAUUGAUCACCCAUCCACUGCCCAAACAGCUGCUGGCAAGGCCGCUGCUAAAGCUGCUCCAUCUGGACCAAAGAAUAACAAUCGGGUCACCCCAGCUCUACCAUUGCAAGGUCCUGCCGCCGCGAAAGCACCUCUGCAACAACAGAAUAACAAUGCUCAAGCACCAGCUUCUAAGGCUGCAGACCCCGCGGCAACAUUGAGAGAUGCCACUCAGGCUGCCACCGCUGCUGUCGCUGCAGCAAUGGCGAAGCUACCAGGCCAGAUGAACGGUAAUAAUGCCGAUAAUCUUACGAAGAAGGUCAAUGACAUGAGAAUCAAUGACCCAAUCCGUGCACCAAGACAUCCAGGAGCCGCUGGUGCUGGAUUUGCCCCAAAUAGAGGAAGAGGUGGAGCACGUGGCGGUGCUCGAAAUGUGGAAAAGAAAGUUGAAGUACCUGAAUCGGACUUUGACUUUGAAACUGCAAAUGCCAAAUUCAACAAGCAGGAUUUGGUCAAGGAGGCAAUUGCUGGAUCUCCUUUGGGAGAGAACCCUCCCGAUACCUCCCCACUUGAGGCCGAAGUACCAGUUGGUGGCUACAACAAGUCAACAUCCUUCUUCGACAACAUCUCAUCUGAAAGCAAGGAUCGAAUGGAAGCCAGUGAGAAAAAACAACAUGGACGAGAGUGGAGAGGUGAGGAGCAGAAGAAGAACGUGGAGACCUUUGGACAAGGCAGCGUUGAUAAUGGCUACCGCGGUGGAUAUCGUGGCCGUGGACGUGGGCGUGGUGGUUUCAGAGGAGGUCGAGGUUACAUUGGAACUGGUCAACCAGGCCGUGGACGUGGAGGAUAUCGCGGCCGUGGAGAUGCACAGGCAUCUGUGUAAAGCUCCCCAAAGAUCGACAACGGACCCCAGGAUGAAUUCGAAUUUUGCAUGCGGUGUACUACAACUCCAUUCAACGAAUUUGCUUUUCUGUUCCGCGGUCAAAACAGCAUCCUAUUUCCAACCAUUCAGGUAGUCCACUACUACGUCAGUAAUAGAAAUUUGGAUGCGGAGUAGGCUUUGUUUGUGUAUCUUUUCUUUUGCUUUAUUUCUUUACAACUGUAUUACCAGGAUCACGAACUCAAACACGAGACAAGCGGGCUACCAAUAUGACCAGACACAAUUCAUGGUUGGGUGGAGAUUAAAUUGGUCUUAUCUUCUGAGAUGCGAACGGACUGGGUCAAAAAUUGCGGUUUCCUCUUUUUCUUGAGCUUCAUUUUGCAAACAGCGCAACGGCAAUCGCCUGAUACCUGUGCUAGCGGGGAGACUAUCUGGAGUUGGGUGGUCUGAAAUGGAUUGGCUGGUUCCUUAUGAGAACGUAGUCUGCGAAGGUGUACAUGUCUGUGGAGUGGAGCCUUUCUUCUAAGGAAGUCGGGCUGGAUGGAUGGAAUGGUUGAUGAAUAAGAAAAGGCGUGAAUGAAAUGCGUGGAUGGCAAUCGGGGAUGGGUUUAAGGUGUGUUGAGCAACUAGAUAUGGCAGUGCUCGUCUAAAAUUUAAGAUCCCUCAAACCACUGUUUUUU